ACUUGUUUUUAAAAGGCUGCAUUUGCAUUAAUAAAAGUUAAUGACUGCCGAUCAACUUUUAUAGAAGUUGAAUAUCGUAGUGCGCUUCAUUUUAUUUUUGAACCUUCCAACUGGUUUACAUAUCUCCCUAAAGGUUGGCAAAAACAAUAAAAAUAAAACUAGGUAAGUACUAAUAAAUUUAAGGUACAAAAGGUAUACCAGUUACUUGUCCGGUUUGGUAUAUCAUGGUCAAGAUCGAUACGAAGUAGGUUACAAACCUUUACAAAGCACACAGAACAAAGAAUUUUCUGCACUAAAUGUCACAAUACAAAAAGAUUUUUCUGGAACCGUUAAACAUUCUACUAAUGACUUUGGAUGUUUUUCAACUGAUUACCAUCACUGAUGGUCUAAAAAAGGGUUUGAGCUUCAAUUACAAAGGCAUAACGAGAUCAAACCAGUGGCUAAUGGCUAUAUCAUUGAUGUCCUCAUUAGUAAAUUUCAGUAGCUAUUAUCGCUAAACGAUCACCCAUCGCAAUCACCAAACCCAGGACCUUUACAUCAGUUUUAAUAUUAUAAAUGAAAGUUUAGCACAAGUCCAGUGAUACGGAAUCUUCAAAGACUAAUAUGAAUAACAUUAAUAAAUAUUUGACUCGUAUAUUUUUGAUUGUGUACAUUAUAUUAAUGCUAGUGUUUGGUUAUUGGGCGUCCGAUGCCUAUCGUCAAGAACGAGCUAAGCUUAAAUAUGCCAACCCAAAGUACAUAAAGGAUCCAGUAGUAUUCACUGGCAGAAGAAACCGAAACUCUCCGUACCAGACCAAUAUGAGUUGCACUAUUUUGGUACCUUUUGGAAAUAAUGUUAGCUUCGCGACCACAUUUACCAUGGUAUCUGGUGGAGAUUUCCGACUGGUGACCAAAGCCUGUGACUGCAGUAAAUCCAAGUGGAUCCACGACUUCAUGCAAUCCUAUACAAACCUGACACUUAAAAAGUGCCCCUAUCCUCCUGGAAGAUACGCGUAUUACAACAUAGAACUACCGCCGAAGAACAUUCCUCUACCAAUAGUACAAGGUGACUACUGGAUCAAGUUCGAGUUCUUUGUAACUGAUACCAAGGAACCUAUUGUGGAGGUCGACUCAUUAUUGCACUAUGAUCCAACAGCUAAUGCUAAAAGAUCGAAAGGGAAGAAGGGUUAAACAAUAAAUUAUUUAUAUUAUCU
Messenger RNA from Spodoptera frugiperda (fall armyworm), 1193 nucleotides. RefSeq lists its product as uncharacterized. The transcript is spliced from 4 exons. Bases 604 to 1170 code for a protein of 188 amino acids. The record is from RefSeq and is a predicted model, not a curated record. Lineage: Eukaryota; Metazoa; Arthropoda; Insecta; Lepidoptera; Noctuidae.